Molecule: messenger RNA, 2263 nt
Organism: Suillus subalutaceus
Lineage: Eukaryota; Fungi; Basidiomycota; Agaricomycetes; Boletales; Suillaceae
Exons: 3
Coding region: 159-1964 (601 amino acids)
Source: RefSeq, a predicted model, not a curated record
CUAGAAUAGGCAAGUCUCAUAUGUGUCAUGUACAGCGGUUGAACUGCACCCACCUGUCUAAUCAUUUUACAUGAAUUUCUUGAUGCGCGUCAGCCAUUCCGCCCACAAUUCACAAAUACACUUGUCUGUCUUCUCCACCACCCUGAAGCACGCUUCACAUGCUGCUCCACCAUUCCCGACACCCACCAGGUGCCGAAUCAUCAACUUCCUUACUCUCUAGUAACAGAGAGCGUUCUUCCACCUUACGGCCCGCUAAGAAAUCUAGUCCAAAAUUACACCUGUCAUCCGUUACAGCCAAGCGACCUCCUUCGCCUACGCUUGAUACCCGGUCAUUGAAAUCCCCAACUAAACCCCACCCGAGACCGACUAGCCCUACCAAUGGCACUGCCCAUUCCUCAGGGUUUCGUGCACAGCUUGCCCAUCUCUUGCCUCGCCAUGCUAUAUUUCUCUUGCGCCUUACCAUACAUCAGCUCAGCAGCGUCCCGUUUGUCAAUGGAGAAUUCGAAGUACGGUGGAAGUUCAAGGGGGUCACAUCUGGUGGAGGUCUAUUGGGAAAGGUGAAGGGUAAGGGCAAGGCUAUAGGGAGUACCACCCCGAACGGGAGUCCCAAUUCAACUAAAGGAAAAGAGAAGGAGAAGCCUCACGAAAGCGAAAUAGACGCAGCCAAUGUCAAUGACGCCUCAGACGCUCAAAGUAUCACCAACUCCAAUUCAUCCCACUCACAUGACCCAUCCAUCCCCUCAGUCAUCGUAUCCGUAAACUCACCUAUAGUAUCCCCUACUUCAACCUCAAAUACGCACACCGUCUCAACCCCUAGUACAUCCUCAUCAUCUUCCAAUUCUCGUGCUCAACUCGUACCCCCACAAUACCUUUCCGCUGACUGGUUACCCCAAUCUGCCCCACCAGACCCUUCCCCUUCUCUCGCUAAAUCACCUCCGAACGCCUAUUCUCCUGCCAAAGGACACACUGCGUUCGAACAGCUUAAGGAACACAGCGUGGCAUGGGAACACACUCUUGAUGUUAUGGUCCAGAUAGGUAUUGGUAGGGAAACUAACGAACUCGGAGGUUGCGAGGCAAAAUUCGUCGUUAUGCAGCGAGUUAUUCCAGGCGAUCCAGACGCACCGCGAAAUCCUAGGCUUGGCGCUGUGAGCCUAAAUCUCGCUCAAUACGUCGAUGCUGGAGUCGUCACUCGCCGCUAUUUGCUUAGGCAGAGCAAGACCAAUGCUACGCUCAAGCUCACCGUCCAAUUAGAACACAUCAGUGGCGAAUCAUCCUACAUCGCCCCACCUCUCCCUAAAGGAGAGAUCUUAAGUGGGGUAGCUGGUCUACUCGACAACGACAUCUUCCGAACACGACCACGCACCCUCGACCUCUACGCAAACGCAAACUCAUCCUCAUCCUCUGUAUCCACCAUCUCGACCCACUCUUCUAGAAAACGCAGGCCUGGUUCAAAGCGAAAAAAGAACCCGCUGGACGCGAGCCAACUUCCCAAUACUCGUGGUAUCCGUGGGACGGAGAAGCUCAUCGAAGCGCUGUUUAACCCUGCACCUGUCACGCGCCCAGGGCAACUCACCCCCUUCACAUAUCUCCACGAGCCCUCAGCGCAGCUGCAUGACCACUCUCGAGAAGUCGCCACAGAAGAUGGGCACGUCCAAGUUUACGCGGACGAGGAUGAAGCAAGACUCGCAGAUGAAUCUUUAUAUUCAAAUUCGAAUUCAGAUUUCGUGGACCUGAACCACCCUCUUCCAGCACGCCAAGGCUCGGAGAGCGAUUAUCAGAGUAUUCGCUCGAAGUGGACUGGCUCGUUACGGGCGCCGUCUAUAAAGAGUAUGCGGUCUGUUGCUAUGAGUCGGUCAGAAGUCAACGUUAACGAGCUCGGCUUGAGCACUACUGUGUCGAAUACGACUAUUGUGGAGAAGCGGGUGUGGUGGCGGAAGGUGCUUCAUGCCGGAGCUGCAUCAUGAUCGUAGGGGUCUUUCUUUUUCCUGCAUUUACGUUUUUUGUCCCCUUUAAGGUUGCUCUUCUCACUCAAGUUUUCGAUUUUGUUAUUGCGCUGCACUGCUCUGGGAGGAUUCAAACAAUCGGGUUUUCAUUUAUAUAUCUAUAGCUGCAUUUUGCUCUUACCACAUUGUUCUGUUCGUUCAUCUUUCACUACAUAAAUCUUACGGUAUGGUAUAUAGCCAUGCCUUAGUCGAUUAUUUUAUUCUCACGCUAGCGCUGAGCACUUGAAAUGAAAUGAGACACAAGUUUAACUUGAAAGAAA